AUGUAAAUCAUUAAAAAACGGGAGAUUUUUCCCCACUUUUUAUCUAGGAACAGGAUUAUUAUAAAUUCUUUUUAGUUAAAAAUCUAAGUUUAAAGAAGACCCAAAUUUAAAAUUUUAAAAAUAAUAUGUAAAAAUAUCCUAAUAUGGCGAAUUUUGUAUAGGUAUUUAAUUUUAUUUUUACUCCCAAAAAUAAAAAUUAAAAAAAAAUAAGAUUGGGCUAUAAGUACAUCAUAACAAAAAAGAUAAAAUAAUAAAAAAUUAAUCAUAGUGUUUCCUGGAUUAGUAUCAUCCACAAACGAGCCAUAUAUCUAAAAUAUAAUGUCAAAAAUGUAUAUGGAAGGUUACAAAGUAUGUUUAAUAAAUGACAGAAUUUAUACAAAUAGAGAUCCUUGUAAAACAAUCGAAUUACCAGAAAAUGAAUAUUUUUCUUUUGUAAAAGAUUGCCGAGAAGUUAUAAAUAUAAUUAAAUAAGAAUAUUAGGAUUAUUAAUUUUAUGCAAUAGGACAUUCUUUUGGGGCGAAUACUUUGGCCAAAUAUUUGGGAGAUUUUUCUAAUGAAAAUCCAUUUUUAGCAGCUGUUUGUGUUAGUAAUCCUUGGGAUUUUUAUAUUGGGAUUAGACAUUUGAGUUAAAUUGCAGAUAAUUAUUUAGUUAGCUCUAGAAAGAAAGUACUUAUGUUACAUAAAGAAAGAUUUUUUGAUAAAAAUUAGAAACUUUUUGAUUAUUAAAAAAUCGAUUGUUCAAAAAAUUGUAUUGAAUUUGAUAAUUAGUUUAUUGUUAAAGCUUAAGGAUAUAAAACUGCUGAUUAAUAUUAUAGAAAUAUUAGCAGUAUUCAUGCUAUUGAUAAAAUUAAAAUUCCGGUUUUGUUUUUAUAAUCUAAAGAUGAUCCAAUUUUAAAUUAUAGAACUAUUCCUUAUGAUGAAGUAAUGCAUACUCAUAAUUUAAUUAUGGUGGUUACUAAUACUGGUGGACAUGUAGGUUGGUUUGAAGGACUUUUUCAACCUAAAAGAUGGUAUAUUAAACCUACUUUGGAAUUUUUAUAGGCAGUUGAUUUUUUAAAUGAGAAUAGUAAUGUUAAAAAGUGA
Molecule: messenger RNA, 1083 nt
Organism: Ichthyophthirius multifiliis
Lineage: Eukaryota; Ciliophora; Oligohymenophorea; Hymenostomatida
Exons: 3
Molecular function (GO): monoacylglycerol lipase activity; short-chain carboxylesterase activity
Source: RefSeq, a predicted model, not a curated record